GUUCGGGGUGUCCCUGGGGGGGUCCCCCGUGCUGGGGGCGGCCGCCUGGCCCUGGCCCUGGGUGCCGGUUGUGGGGGUGCUGCUGUCGGCGGGGGGGGCGGGGCUGCAGGCCCUGCUGGGGGGGUCCCGCCUGCUGCGGGGGCUGGCCCGGACACAGGCCCUGCCCCUCCCACACGCCCUGUCCCGGGGUCGGCUCUGGCCGUUGGUGGCCACGGCGGCCACGGCCACUCUGGGGGUCCUGCUGGGCUCCCUGGACCUGCUGGCGCCGGUUCUGUCCGUGUUCUGGCUGACGUCGUACCUGGGGCUGAACUUGGCCUGUGCCCUCCAGGGCCUGUUGCCCACCCCGGGCUGGAGCCCCCGGUGCCGCCUCUACCACUGGGGCGAGUCCCUGGGUGGGGCCGUGCUGUGCCUGGGGCUCAUGUUGGUCACCUGA
Messenger RNA from Neopelma chrysocephalum (saffron-crested tyrant-manakin), 433 nucleotides. RefSeq names its product solute carrier family 12 member 6-like. The record is from RefSeq and is a predicted model, not a curated record. The annotation marks the transcript as partial. Gene Ontology annotation, cellular component: membrane. Gene Ontology annotation, biological process: chemical synaptic transmission; potassium ion homeostasis; chloride ion homeostasis. Gene Ontology annotation, molecular function: potassium:chloride symporter activity. Lineage: Eukaryota; Metazoa; Chordata; Aves; Passeriformes; Pipridae. The transcript is spliced from 4 exons.